AUGGCUCGGGUCCGCAUUGUUCGAGCGGGUGGGGUAGGAGGAGAGGGUGGGGAAGGGUGUUGGGACGAAGAUGAAGUAGGGCUGAAUGGGCUGGCCGGUUCGGGUGGAGUGGACGAGUUCUGGUGGGCCGGAAGUGGGCUGGUUGGGGAUUGGAAGGAAUGGGCUGUAGGUGGGCUGUUGGUAGAAGGCAAGGGAUGGACAAUGGUGUUGUUGGAAGUAGGAGGGACAGGCUGUGGAGAUUGGGCCGAGGAGCUGUGGGCCGAAGGUGGGGAUUGUGGUGAUGGCGGGGUGGGUUGUGGAGAUUGGGCCGGUGAGGUGUGGGCUGAAGGAGUUGGGCCACUAUUGUUCGGCGAUGGGUUGGCAGUGGAGCAAUUAAAGCUACAUGGCGAGGUCGGAGGAAGUAAACAGUCAUUCCCUGGAAAACGAUGA
Messenger RNA from Helianthus annuus (common sunflower), 429 nucleotides. Its product is annotated as PE-PGRS family protein PE_PGRS61-like. NCBI's taxonomy places the organism in Eukaryota, Viridiplantae, Streptophyta, Magnoliopsida, Asterales, Asteraceae. Bases 1 to 429 code for a protein of 142 amino acids. The record is from RefSeq and is a predicted model, not a curated record. The transcript is spliced from 2 exons.